CCCCGCCCCUUGGUCGCUCUAGCCCGCGAAGGAAGCGGUGAGUUGUCAUGGCUUCCUUCUAGGCUGCGGGAGGAAGCGUACGGCGCCUCGUUUGUAGUGUAGUCCGCCAUGGAGGCGGCUCGUAAAGCACUGGUAGUAGUUGCAGUGUUAGGCGCGGGAGCUGGCGUGGGCUCUAUUCUGUUUGCUCUUGUGACCCCAGGAGAACUAAAGAAGCAGUCGAUGCUGCAGGAGAUGCCGGAGAGGGACUCGCGGCGCAGGGACGAAGCGAUCAGGACCAAGGAACUGGUGAUGGCUACUCUGAAGGACGCCGCGGCCACGAAGGAAAACGUGGCCUGGAGGAGAAACUGGAGAGUUAGUGGGGAUGGCAGGUCAGCAUGACACCAGAGCUCACCCAUGGUCGCGGGAGCCUGUAAGGCGCCUUUCUUGGUGCUCCGGACAUGGAGUCGAGAUUCAGGGGACACACCAGGACUCUCUCCAAGGCACAAGGAGCUGCGGUUGGGGGAACGCGUUUAAUGAGCACAUCCCGUGACAGGGUGGAACUAAUAAAUGCAGUUCAUCCAUUAAGUGGAUUUCACAGCUGGACAUCUAAUGCUUAGAGAGCUGUGAGGGUCUACCCAGUGGGCACGGAAAACCUAGGCAGCUGCAUGCUACCCUCUCCCUGGAGAGUUCUUAAAUCCAGUAAGUUUUCUGACUAUUCAAAAUGGGUCACGUUAUCUAAGUUUGCUUCUGCAACUGUCGGUAAAAGACUUUUUCCUAAAGUCUGUUUUUGUCUGUGUGUAUUGUGUGAAUAAAAAGUGAAAGUCGGAAGUCACAGAA
This is a messenger RNA of Arvicanthis niloticus (Nile rat), 816 nucleotides long. It is a transcript of the gene Uqcc3, whose product is annotated as ubiquinol-cytochrome c reductase complex assembly factor 3. The record is from RefSeq and is a predicted model, not a curated record. Gene Ontology annotation, biological process: mitochondrial electron transport, ubiquinol to cytochrome c; mitochondrial respiratory chain complex III assembly. Gene Ontology annotation, cellular component: mitochondrial inner membrane. Lineage: Eukaryota; Metazoa; Chordata; Mammalia; Rodentia; Muridae.